AUGCCGGAACAGAAGAAGAAGAUUCCUAAACUGCCUCCUAAGAAGAAGAAUGUUCCCCCCACAGCAAACAAGCAGACGACCGCCCCGAAGAAGCCUACAACAGCGCCCUCUAAGUCCUCAACUCCCACGACCAAACCGUCCACUACACCAGCCAAGGCAGCUACUGCCCAACCACAAAAGGAUGUACCCAAGCCCCCACCCAAACAGAGCAAUGCGGCUUCCACGCCUUCGCAGAAACCGAACCCUGCUAAGACACCUCCCAAGACGUCGACCCCUGCGGCCAAGCCUAGCAAUGCCGCUCCUGAGCGCAAGUCAUCCUUAGCACCCAGCAAGGCCCCAACUCCUGCCACCAAACCCGCCGAGUCCCCAGCGCCUUCUACAGCACGCAGGCCGUCUGCAGCACCGCGUAAAGGAUCGACUCCUGCUGUCAAAGCUACAGACGCCGCUCCGGAUCGGAAGCCUUCUCUGGCACCUCGCAAGGCGUCGACGGCCGCCGUCAAGGAAACAGAAACUACAGCACCCUCCCCAGCACGGAGACCCUCUGCGGCCCCCCGCAAAGAAUCCGCACCGGCCGCCAAGCCAACGGACACCGCCCAGAAACCAAAGCCUCCUAAGCUCCCUCCUAAUAAGACUGACGACCAAUCUCCUGCGCCGUCGCCAGCACACAGACCCUCCGUGGCACCACGCAAAGAGUCAUCAUCCGCGAACAAUCCAACAGGCGCCGACCAGAAACCAAAGCCUCCAAAGCUAGGCCCAAAGAAGACAAGCGAUGGAUCACCAGCCUCUCAAUCAAGAAGGCCAUCCUUAGCACCGCGCAAGUCCUCAGAAUCUGCUGCGAAGUCUACAGCUGCCGGUACAAAACGACAAGAUGCAAAAGAGGAGGAUGAGGAUAAGCCGGCGUACAAAGUGGAGGAUGAGGAUACGCCGGCGCACAAAGUCGCGGAGGAGGAGAAGGAUCUAAAGUCUUUCUUGUCAGAGUCUGAACGGGCAGAUCUCACUCUACUUAUUGCAAGCAUUUCUGAGACUAUGCGGAAGAUGAUCGAGAGCAACUUUGAUGCUGCAGCUACAUUGAAAGACCUCGGUCAAGAGGGCCAGAGUGAAGAAGAAAGAUUCGCCAACAUAGACUAUGACCCCGGCACUGUUGAUGUCAGCCAAUACGACAAGGAAAACAAGGCGCGCGAGGAACGUGAGAAAGAGCUUGCGACACCCAAGGUCAAGGAGUUGAAGAAGAAUGCCCUCCAAUGGUUCGAUGAUUGGCGAGAGGUUGUCAUACAGCGCGUGGGUGAAGCGGUCAAUUCGAAGGAGACUACGUCGAAGCAGAAGGCAAAGGCCUCAACGCAGGGAUCAAAGACUACGACUACCCCAAUAACAGAAGGAAGACCAGUCCAGAAAAUCGAUACCGGCGCAAAGCAGGGAGAGUAUAGACCGCCAAAACUCGAACAAUUGUUCCCACGGAUCCAAACACCACUUACGAAAUUGCCUAUGCAGAAACGUACACUUGUCCUCCACUCGAUACUCCUGAUACUUCUGAGCUUGGAGCACUACAACGCUGCAUCACGGGUGCUACUACUUUAUCUAACAUCAAGUAUGAAGCUUGGUCUUAACUACCUGCGCGAUGACGAAGAGAAGACGGCAAAGGGCUUGUUGGAAGCUGCUAAGCAAAUUCAAGCAGACCAGGAGCUGUUGAAAAAGACCUCAGAGGAAAGCGAGAACUCGCGCAAGUGGAAGAUAAGGCUUGCCCAGAUAGCCGGCGCAGCCGUCGUGGGGCUUUCAGGCGGCAUGGCUGCUCCAAUGAUGGCAGCAGGUGUCGGCAGCGUGAUGACGGGCCUCGGUCUCGGAGCUACCGCUGCAGCAGGCUACCUGGGCACCGUCGCUGGCAGCACCUAUUUAGUCGGCAGUCUAUUUGGAGCUUACGGAGGGCGUAUGACCGGCGAAAUGAUGCAGAAUAUCUCAGCAGAGGUGCAAGACUUUGCCUUCCUUCCAGUCCAUGGUGAACGUAAAGAGCAUGAUGAAUCCAUCGAAGCUGCUACCGACACUCGCCGUCUCCGCGUAAUCAUCGCGAUAUCUGGCUGGUUACUCGAGAAAGAGGAGGUUGUGACACCAUGGCGCGUCCUGACGCCUACUGCCGAAGUCUUUGCCCUCCGCUUCGAGCUCGAGGCAUUAAUGAAUCUAGGACAAAGUAUUGACACUAUGGUUUCCAGCGCAGCGUAUGGAUAUGCCCAGUCUGCCAUGAUCCAGCGGACCGUGUUCGCCGAAAUGAUGUCAGCAAUGUGGCCUAUGGCCAUAGUGAAGGUCGCCCGUGUGGUUGACAACCCCUUCAGCCUGGCCAAAACUCGCGCCGACAAAGCUGGAAAAGUGCUUGCCAACCUUCUCAUCAACCGCGCCCAAGGCGAACGACCUGUGACCCUUGUAGGAUAUUCGUUGGGAGCACGCGUUAUUUGGUCCUGCCUGACUUCUUUGGCCAAGCGAAAGGCUUUUGGACUGGUUGAAUCCGCAGUACUGAUCGGAUCCCCCAUACCUAGCGAUGUUGGCACCUGGCGCGUUAUGCGCACAGCUGUGAGUGGUCGACUAGUCAAUGUCUAUUCAGAGAACGACUACAUCUUGGCUUUCCUUUACCGGACCUCAAGCAUCCAGUACGGAGUCGCGGGUCUUAUGCCGGUCUCUGGCCUUCUAGGAGUGGAGAAUGUCGAUGUCAGCGAGACAGUCAACGGACAUCUAAAGUACAGGUACCUGGUAGGUAGUAUCCUGCAGAAAAUCGGCUUUGAAGAUCUCGACAAGCAAGAAGUCGCUAAAGAAGCAGAGGCCUUCGAGAAAAUCGUGGAAGAAGAAAAGAAGCAGACGUACGUUAAGCAAGCCGGAGAAGUGUACGAGAAAGCCAGUGGCAAAGGACUCGGUAAAGAACUUUACAAUAAGUACGGAAAGCGCAUUGGACUGGAUGGUAAAGAAUCCUCUGACGGGAGAGAGCCCUCGGACAAGGUCAAGAAUAUCAGCGAUGCAGACGCGGACAAAGAAGCCACGGCCAUGGAGAAGGAGGUUGAGGCGAAGACGCAGAAAGGCCUCAUGCAGUGGGCCGUCGAGCAGCUAUACAUUUCGCGCCCAUCAGUUCCGUCUACAGGCGACGCCAAGGACGCAGCUGCAAACCCUCAAGGCGCAGUUGCUGAUACCAGCAAAACUGCCAAUGAGACCGUCGAUGCAGCCACAAAAACACUGCUGCAGCGCGCCAAGGAAGCCACGUAUCUAUCUCGCUCUGGCGGCGUCGAAGGCCAGGUCGCUGCCGAUGACAAACUCACUCAAGCACAAUCCACAGCAAUAUCCGCAGCGCCGACUGGUUAUCUUGCAACAGCUGCGGGCUAUAUACCCACCAGCUACAUUCCAGGAUUUGGAGCAGCAGGCAAGGGAACAGAAACUGCCGAUGACGUCGGGAAGCAAGCGGGAAAGCUUCAGCAGGGUGUUGGUAAGGCCGUCAAGCCACCCUUGAAGAAGACCGAUAGUGCAAGGAGAUCUUUGGGGAAGCUGGCGGGACCUGCACUGAAGAGGACAGAGAGCGCGCAGAAGAAGCUUGCUGGGGCAACAAAAGACCCAAGUCAAGCGGCCACGGAUCUAAAACAGACUUCCCAAGACGCUAAAAAAGACCCCUCAAAGACUUUGUCAAGGACAACAACAGGAACGAAGAAGCAAGUGGGCGAUGCCUCCAAUAAGGUGGGUGACAUCGCAGGCGACGCUCAGAAAAAUGUCGGAGAUGCUGCCACGGACCCAACAAAGCUAGCUGAGAAAGGCCAGAAGCAGGCUAGUGAGACUACGAAAUCAGCCGCAAACGCAGCUGGUGGUGUAACGAGCUACAUCCCAUCAUUUGGUCUUGGAGGAUCCUCAAAGAAAACCAAGCCGGCAGCCCCUAAGAGAGCUCCGAGUGGACAGGCGAAAGCAAAGGAAGCCACUGAGAAGGUGCCAAACCAAGCGACCGAGUCAGCCGGCAAAGCCGCGGCUAAAGCUCAAGACAAGGCGACUGACGCAGAGAAGACACCUGCGGGCUAUAGUAGCUAUCUUCCCCACUUUGGCUAUGGGGGUUCCACCCCCUCUCAAUCGAAGGCAGCUCCCAAAGACACUGAGAAGAAAGUCGAGAAAGCCACCGAGGAUGCUAAGGAAAUACCAAAGGAGACGACGAAACAGGUUGAGAAGACAGUAGAUGAUGCUAAAGAAACCGCAGAGGAUACCGCGGGGAAGGCCCAACAAGCGGCCGAUGAUGAUAAGGAAACGCCCAAAGAGGCGCUAGAGAAGACCGAAGAAGCGGCCGACGCUGCCCACAAAGCAGCUUCCGAAGGAACCAGUACCGCCAACGACUUGAAGUCCAAAGCUGAAGAGUCUACCACUGACCCAGCCUCCGCCCCAUCAAACGUUGCUGCUGCACUCAGCGACACCGCUACUUCUGCUACAGCUGCGGCUUCUCAGGCUGGAUCAACCGUAGGCAAUGCUGCCGCUGAAGCAGAGAAAUAUGUUCCCAAUUCGCAGGGUCUAGGAGGAGAUGCCGGCGGUAAAGUCGGCGAAAUGGCCAGCGGCGCAGCUUCAGGUGUAACCUCUGGGGCUUCUUUCCUUGGCAAAGGCGUUGGCGGAGCGGCAAACAUGGUCGGUGGUGACCGGGCUAAGGGGGAAGAGGAGAAGCAAGAUGUCCCUGACAAGAAGCCUGGAAAUGGAAUGGGCAAGGAAAAUGAGGAAGACCGAAGCCAGUCGGAUGAUGACACGAUAGAAGAAGAGGAAUUCCGGACACCUGGAGAAGAAAAACAGGAAGAAGGUAGCAAGCCCGAAGAGAAAAGCCCAAGGAAAGAAGGACCCGAAGAUCCCUUCGUCGACGAAACCGAAGAAGAUGCCGACUCCGAAGAUACCGAAAGCACCAUCAAGGUCUCGCAAUCCCACGACUCCGACUCAGCCAGCUCAAACUCCGGUGGGGAAGGAAAAGUUAAAGACGAGAAUGGCAAGGGCUAUGCGUCGACGGCUGCGAGUACGGUUGGAGACGCUGGCAAGGGUGCUAUGGGAGCUGGUGCCGCUGCCGGCGGUGCUGCGGCUGCUGCGGGUGGCGCUGCAGCCUCUGGAGUCUCUCAGGGCGUGGGCCAGUUGGGGAAGUCCAAAUGGUGGUGA
Letharia lupina is the source of this 5130-nucleotide messenger RNA. RefSeq lists its product as uncharacterized. The transcript has 3 exons. Lineage: Eukaryota; Fungi; Ascomycota; Lecanoromycetes; Lecanorales; Parmeliaceae. The coding region runs from base 1 to 5130 and encodes 1709 amino acids. The record is from RefSeq and is a predicted model, not a curated record.